AUGUUUACUAUACAAUUAAUAUUCUUAGCUUCAAUAGGUUUAAUUGGUAUUAUAUUUAAUUGGCUUUUAAUAUUAGCAAUUCAACGAAAAACAUAUCAUCAUCAAGAUCAUCAUCGAGUACCAAGUCCUACAACAAAUAUGUCAUUAUUAAGAUCGACUCAACCAACACAUGGUCAAAUGAUUCAACCGCCUAUAUUACCUGCUGCUCGUUCGUCUAUCUCCACAUUUGAUAAAUAUAUAUUAGCAUUUUUAAUAAAUGAUGUAUUCGUUUGUAAUUUCAUUAUACCAUUACGUUUCAUUGAUAUAUCCCAAGGUUUACCAUGUGUAUUUCUUUGUUUUAUAUUAAAAUUUUUUGAAAAAUUAACAACAAUUAUUGAAAUCGUUAUUAUAAAUCUUCUUAUUAUAACAGCCUUAUCAUUUUUUUAUAAAAAACGUUUAUCAACAACAAAAUUAUCAUUUUUAUGUUUAUUUCUUAUGACACCAUUAAUUAUUAUUUAUUUAUCAACAACAUUAACCUAUCUUGAUAUAAAUGAAUAUGAAUAUGAACAACGUCCACCAUCAUGUAAACAAAUAUUUCUUUAUAUACAUACAACAACAUAUAAAACUUUAAAUAUAAUUUCUUGUAUAAUAACAUAUUUAAUUAUAUUUAUUCAAUUUAUUCUACUUAUUCGAAUGAAAUAUUCAAUUAAAAAAUAUAAACAAAAUAGUUUAAAAAGUGUCAAUGAAACAGCAAAUAUAACAAAAAAUAUUCAACAAGAAAUAUUACUAUUUGAUCAGAAUAAUCUCGAAAAUAUCAAUCGUCGUUCAAUGUAUUCACCUCCAACUCAUAAUGUUUCAACAACAGCUUCAAUUGCGAGUGAUAUGACACCAUCAGCACAACGUUCAUUUCAAACAUUUGAUUAUAUAACUUAUUUAGCUAUUGUGGAAAAUAGUCAAACAUUAUAUAAAUCAACAUGGCUUCUAUUAUUGGUUUAUUUAAUUGUUCAUAUACCCUAUUGGUUAUAUGAAUUAUCAAAUAUUUCAUGGUCAUAUAAAUUUAAAGAUAUUUAUCUGCUAUGUCAUGUACUUAAACCAUUUUGUUAUAUGACAACAAAUGAAAAAUAUUGUGGACAUGUAUUAGCGAUUCUACAAUGUAAACCAUUUCGUAUGUUACCGAAUAUUUUAAGACGUAAAUCACGUGUUGUUACAUUGAAUGAGAAUAAUAAUCCGAAUGUAAAUACUUAUAAUAAUAAUAAUAAUAAUUAA
Molecule: messenger RNA, 1245 nt
Organism: Adineta steineri
Lineage: Eukaryota; Metazoa; Rotifera; Eurotatoria; Adinetida; Adinetidae
Source: the annotation of a GenBank genome assembly